Molecule: messenger RNA, 6625 nt
Organism: Danaus plexippus (monarch butterfly)
Lineage: Eukaryota; Metazoa; Arthropoda; Insecta; Lepidoptera; Nymphalidae
Gene: ana1
Exons: 12
Coding region: 142-6465 (2107 amino acids)
Source: RefSeq, a predicted model, not a curated record
ACCGUUCGUUUAUAAAUUGUUUUGUUGUUUGAAUUUUACUGUUAGACCUAAUUAAAGUUUUAUAUAAAGUUAAAAUUAAGUUCUAUAAAAUAUAAAGGAUGGAAUUCGAGAAUUGACUGUUUUUCUUGUGUAUUCGUCACUAUGACUUCUGAAAUAGAUGCUAUUGGAACAAACGAAUUUUUACGUCGUCGAAAACUGAGACUUCAACAGGUUAGAGAACAAUCGAAAGACAUAGCUAAGAAAAUUAGACAACGCGCUAGUGAAGAACAGUUGCGGCAUGCGGUAGAUAGUAAUUCGAGGAAAGAAAAAGAAUAUUUUGAGUGUCAAGAGAAAUUAGUGAAGCGUUUAGAACUAUUAUAUACCAAAGGAUUAAAGAAUGUUGGAACUGGUCACAGAAAUGCUUUAGAAGCUUCAAGUCAAGAAGCAGUAGAGAAAGUAGAUUUAUCAAAAAACAGAGGCAGGGAAGCUGUAGCUGAAUUAAGGAAAAAGAAACAAGAAAAGCUAGAUGAACAAAGGAAAAUAUUGGAUAGAAAAUUACAAGCACGCGAGGUAGCAAAUGAAAUUAGCCGGGAAAAGUCUACUAGUGUGAAGACUUUAUUGACGAAAAAUACAAAAAAGUCUGACUCUGAGCAAGAAAAAGCGGUAAAUGACAUUGAAAGAAGCAAUCAAUCUGAAAACAUUCCUGUUAAGGAUAAUGAUGAAAACACGGAGACAGUAAAAAAUGAUAUGGGAACACAAUGGCAGAGCGAAGAUCUCCCAAACGAAUGGGAAUCUGUGCCAGUGCUGUCUUUGCCAAAGGAAGACAGUGUAAAAGACUUGCUUGAUAACCCAAACAAGAGCAAACGACCUAAUCUAUUUGCAUUAAGUGAUGAAAUGCCCUCCAGUCUAAGAGGUGGCCUCACUAGUGUGACUGAGGAACCAGCUCCUUUGAAACCGUCACUGACUUUGAUAACAGAUUAUUUACAAAAUAGGAACUUGCGUUUAAGGCAACCUGAACCGAGUUGUAGCAAGAAGUCAACUGAGGAUCUACAGAGUAUUAGGCAGACAAUUCUUCGAACGAGGGCAUCAAGAGCCAAUGGUAGUGUAUUGGAUACUGUAUGUUGUGUUCUCGAUGACCAAGUCAUUCCCGUUCCGUCCUGGCAAGCCGGCGAUAAUGUAAAUUUAAAUAUUUCUAAACAUAAUCACCACUGCCCAAAGUCUUCAAGAAUAUGUACUAAUAUCCCGACUUCCCCGAGAACAAUACGCCGUCAGCUACAUUUAUGCCCCCAGUUUAGGAAUUUAGGUUUGUCCAAAAAGGUCAAAGGUAACGAAAAUUGUGGACUGGCAGGUGACUUGAAAUAUACAACAAACAGGCAUUGGGUCGGUAAGGACAAAACUGCGAGAUCGAAUGAACCUGAUUUAUCGAUUGCUCAGAAGAAAUCUAUAUCAGUAUACAAUCACAACACACGGGACAUACAAAAUGUACCCUGCAAUGACGACGAACUGGUUGUUAGAGACGGCAGGAACACUGACGACGCCUACACUCAGGCCUAUAAAGAGACAACCACGGCGCACAACACGGAAAACAAUGAACUUAAUAAAAAGCAUCAAGACAUGAGGAACAAAGUCGCUGUGACGAGGCAAAACGUCGACAAAGAGUAUAGAGAUACAUUAGCAUUCUUAAAUUCAUUGCCAAAAGAUGUGGGCGCCGGACCUAUUAGAACUGCUUAUAUGGACGACGAACGACGACUAUCCCAUAACAGCAGACAUCAAAGGAAAAUGCAGGACGAGUUCAAGAAAAUUGAGAAGGAAUGCCACAAACACAGUUGUAAGCACACAAAGAGAAAAGCAACGGAGUGCAGAAGCAAAUCUAAAUCACCUACCAGCAGGAGAGACUUUGAAUACUCUUGGAUGCCAGUUCCGGAAAGCGAUAGAAGUCUAGCAAUCCACAACAUACCGAAUAAGAAAACUGGCAACACUGUGAAGUUCGGUCGAGAUAGCUAUCACGAGUACAGGUCGAGGCACAAACACACACCGCCCACCAAAGACACGGACAAGAGGAAGAUGAUAGAAACUGUCAUAGUCCAGAACAGUUCGACGAACGAGUCCUCGAUCACCUCUGAGAGCAGUUCCGCGGAGGACAUGAGCCUCGGCAGAAACAAGGGCGGGACGAAAUUGGAAGAUGCGGACAAAAUAAUCAUAUACAAAAUAUUAAAGUCGAAAAAGGACAAGAAGUGCAAACAUAAAAAGCCGGAAUCUAAACUACAGUCAGAUCGUGACGUAAACGAUGCGGUCGGGGAGAGAGUCGAGGAGCAGUUAACAUCCCAUACUGUCAGCGCUCCAACGAACAGGAGUCAAAGAGGUGUGUCGUUUGAAGAACUUCAUGAAGGCGUGUACAAAGCUGCUAAAAAUAAUGGGCAGUCCUACCAAGUGUCGAGCUGUUACACGGCUAAUUUAGAAAUGUGGCAGACUUCGACGAAACGAAGGCCUUGGUGGGACAACGUAACAUCCCUUUACUACACAGAGGAACCGCAAGAUGCUGAAAAUGUCAAUAAAAGUCUGCGUACAAACAAAACCGAACAACCGUGUUGUGAUAAAAAAUCAAAAGCAUCGCAUCCGGGUGAAGAUUUACAAAAAGACGACGAAGCCAUUGAAGAUAGGUCGGAGAAAACGCGCGGAUGUAAAUGUGACAACACAAUAAGCGGUGACAGCGGUCUGGUUCAACCCUCAGCUGCCACAUCGACCUCAUCAUUCAAAACAGCCACCAAUGAUAAAGGUAAUAGCGCUCCCGAAGCAGGGUUCAUAAAAUUUGUCGACGAAGGCGGUCAAGAGACUGGAAAAUUUUACAUCGGCGCCUCGGGUUUCAUCAAAGACGACGACUACGAAGUGGUUAUACAGCUCAGAAAGAGAGAUGGAGAGAGAAUUAAAAACAGAAGCCCAGCGAAUGAAGAACACAACGAAUUGGAUAAACCGUCUAAGAGCACUCUCACGGAACAAGACAAAGCUCCUCUGCAGCAGAAAUGUGAUGCCGAACCAUUAAUCACAGAAUGUAAUCUCGACUCACCAAAAGAGAGUCAAGACGGCAACGAAACAAAGGAAGCGGAAAAACAUCCAGUGGACGCUGGAGAUAAUCCGCCGAAAAUUACUCCCAGCACCUGUGAGAAGGCCGUGCUAACAAGCUUCCAAGAUUCGUAUGCUAUACCCGACGAAGUGCCCAAGACUGAUCCUGUGGCACGAGAGGCGACAUCGACGUACACACAGACUUCAUUCAAUUCACCCAUUCAAAGGCCAGUUUUCAUGCACAUGAGUUCAUCGACCUCGACAGCGUAUAUGAGUCCGCCGGAUUUGAUUCUCCCGAAAUUCUUAAAACAAGAUUACGUCUUCACGUACGACGCAUUCGACUCCGAAAACACUUUACCAGCUGCACACCAACACAAGUCUAGAGCACAACACGCGAAACAAUAUCACUGUAAUAAAAAAUGCGUUUGUAGGCGAUGUGUAUGUAAGGGAGCAAUGAAAUAUGACUUGAAAGACGUUAAUACAAUGAAAACGCCUCCCAACACAGCCAGGAGCUCGUACAAAUGCUUAUCUUCCCGCGAAAAGAUACACAAUGAAUGCAAAAAGCCUAAAUGUCGCAAGUGCUUAAGCCGCAGUAGCGGCAGCAAACAUUCGAUAUGUCAUAAAUCCAAUCGAAGAAGUGAGCAAUCUCUUAGUAAAAAAACUAAUAAAAAUAUAACGAGCAGCGACAACGUAUCUACACCGCAAACCCCAAACAGAAUAAACGUUAAGGUGAAGCCGAAAAAUGCAAAAAUUAACCCUGUUGUGAAGAAAUAUGUGAAUGAACUUCUGUCACUAAACAAGCAAGGUCUCAAAGCUAUUGACAUCAUAAAUGAAGAUUGUAGCUCAGUGCCGACACCUGGCAGCUCGAUUAUCAACGACACUUGCAAUGCAGGUAGAGAUCCAAGAUUAACCAGUAAAAUAUCCCUCGAAGAAAUCAAAAAUAUGUUGCGAGAAAAGAUACUUAAAGAUUUGGCAAAUCGCAAUGUAAUUGGUGACACCAAUAUACUCAAAUGCACGGAGAGCCCGACUAGAAAAUCAUUUAUUAUACCCAAAAAGAAGUUGCAUAAGGUAAAAUCUUUAAAUAUCUCCAAGCGCUUUCAGAACAAAAGUAAAAUAUACUCGAAAGAGAACUUACACAGAAGAAAGUCUGAAUCUUCUUCCUCCUCGACGAGAGCCUUACCUGAAGAUGCGGAAGUUAAGAAGAGUAGAAGCAAGAGCUCACCAACUCCACGACCUUCAAAGACUUCGGAGUAUAAUAAUAAUACUAGCUCAGAUAUAGGCGAUACAAUUGAUUCAAGAAUCACUAAAGGAUCAACGCAUAGCCUUAAAAAUAAGCAGUCUCGAGGUCGACCUUCGGUUAAAAUUGCUCAGAGUUCCAGAUUUCCGCCAAACAAUGAAUUCGUGAUGCCACUUCACAGAGCUGUCACCACGUCUAUGUCCUCCGAGUCAGGCCUCAAUAGCUUCCUCUUCAAUAACAUCGGUCGAACACAAGUACCAGCGACUACUUGCACCCAAACAAGCGAAAUUAUUGAUAGUGACGCAAAUUUUAUGCAAUUGGCAGAAAACAAGUUACAAAACAUGGAAAAAAUUGCAGACUUGACAGAAAAAUGUACGAAACGUUUGUCCAAUUUGGCGAGAGUUUUAGAAGAGGUACGAAGAAAUAAAACUUCCAUAUACAGCCAAAUAUCAACAUCAGACUCCGCGUCGGAGUCCGAUAACAAAAGUGGCAAACAUAAAACAAGUCAAAUGUCCGUGUGUCAAUCUGAUCCUAAUAUAUUAGUUCAGAAUAAAACAAAUCCGACCCCUUCACCUUCCACGACACCAAAACCAGAGGAUAAACCAGAUAAUGAGAUGGUUCACAUUCAAUUUACACCUUUCUUAAAAGACAUUCCGAGACCUGAAGUUUUUAAAUCGCCAUCGAACACAUCAUUAUCGGUUUGUAGUGAAAAGUCAGUAAUGGGUUCCCAACCAGUCGGCCCCGUAGAACAUGUCACCAUGAAAUGUAGGGGUCGGCCGCCUCCAGCCUUAAACCGAGUCAACUUGAAGCAUGCUCAAGACGCUUUAAUAACUCCUCAUGAAUUAUCUACCGUUGUUGAAGUUGACUCACCCAUGAGUUUAAAAACGAAAAACCAGUCGUCUCACGAACCACGUGUAGAUGUUUCAAAUAUAUCUAGUGGAACAGAUAAUAUUAUAGCCCAAGACAACCUUCAUGUUACAGCAGAAAUACGAGCGGUGAAGGAGAGCCAUUUAAAUCCUGAUCUACUACAAAAUAACAUUACUUUGUCAAAGAAACUAUCAAAAAUUUCGUCCAACGAUUCCUCCGAUGAUUCCAAGAUGCGUAUGAUGGACAUGAAGCAGUUCAAUGACAUAAUGCUAAAACCGUUUAUAAGUCUGCAAGAAUACGCAAAGCAGUGUAACAUCGGUCUCGACGAUGGCUCCAACAAUGAAGAGAUAUUUAAAGAGGAUCCAGGAAACGACGAACUGAGCUCCUUACAUUCUGAUGGCAGUUUGCCCGAUGUUAUUGCAGAGUUAUUAAAACGAAAGGUAAUCGCUGAACCUUUUCAGUUCGACUCCGCCUCCAAUAUUAAUUCGACCACGCUAUCUUCUGAAUCGACGAUUUCUAUGCUUGCGUUAUCCAAAGUGAGGAAAGGAAAAGAUAAAAGUAUGCUUAUGAGAAACAAAGAGAAAAUUGCUGAAACUUCUGAAACUCUAAGCAUAUCAUCUAAUCCUGAUUUAGAAAAGGCGUUUCAGAAACUCGGCAUGGGUUGGGCUUCGUCAACGUUAAAGAAAACUAAAGAGAGAUUGGCAUUGUCGUCUUCGUCGAGCGCCUCCAGCUCAAGCUUGUCGCAGUUCAAGAUAAAGAGUUUUAGUCAAAAUGUCCCAACGCUAGGAACUGAUUCCACUUCGUCAUUGGCCGAUACCUCUAAUAAUAAUGGCCAUAGGAAAUCACCAACCAGACCUAUCGAAAAUUCUAGGAACGCUGUACAACAAACGUCUCUGACGAACUCUAUGACUGUAAAAGAAUUUCUAACUAACGAACUAGCAAAGAAGAUCACAUUCAAGAACAAAUCUAAUAGAAAAGAAGCCGAUGAGGAAUUCGUAUCGUUAUACGAAACGAAAAUGCCGGAGGAAUUGAAAAAUGCCCAAAUUGCUAGGGACGAAGAAGAAUCGAGCGUGACCAGUGUCAAUAACAACAGGGCGCGGACUUCUACUCCCGUGCAAAUCUUCAAGUCCACCACAUACCGCUCCACAUCCAGUUCCAACACCUCGAACGGCCUGUUCAGCAACGCUGACGACUUGUCCUCCGUUAAAGGGACUUCGAACUCGGUUCGCAAUCAUUCCACUUCCGACAAGGACGACCUCACCAUUCCCGACUGCAGCCUCAAGACGAAGAAGGAGUUGUCCGGCUGCAGCAAAAGUGAUUAAUGUUGCUCUAAAUUAUACGUUAUCUAUUUAUGCGCUAUUUUAUUUUCUUAUUUGUAUAACUUAUAAUGGAAUGUUACUUAAAAUAGAAUUGUUGUGAUUUUAUAUGGUUUGUAUAUUAUUUUAAAUCAAUAUAGUUUAAUAAAAAUAUAAUUAAAAAAUA